Molecule: messenger RNA, 534 nt
Organism: Trichomonas vaginalis G3
Lineage: Eukaryota; Parabasalia; Trichomonadida; Trichomonadidae
Product: cyclin-dependent kinase inhibitor 2C-related family
Exons: 1
Coding region: 1-534 (177 amino acids)
Molecular function (GO): protein binding
Source: RefSeq, a predicted model, not a curated record
AUGUUUAAUAUUACAUCCCUUGACGAAUAUUUCCUUUCAUUAGGUGUAGAUAUCAAUAAAAAACUUUUAGACGGAAAAACUGCUCUUCAUAUUGCAGCACUUUAUAAUAAUAAAGAAACUGCUGAACUUCUUAUUUCACACGGUAUAAAUAUCAAUGAAAAAGAUGAAGACAGAGAAACCGCUCUUCAUAAAGCAGCAAUUAAUAAUAGUAAAGAAACAGCUGAACUUCUUAUUUCACAUGGCAUAAAUAUCAUUGAAAAAAAUUAUAGAAAAGAAACUGCUCUUCAUUAUGCGGCACAUUAUAAUAGCAAAGAAACAGCCGAACUUCUUAUUACACAUGGUGCAAAAAUCGAUGAAAAAGAUAACGAUGAAGAGACCGCUCUUCAUUUUGCAGUGAAAUAUAAUAGGGAAGAAAUAGCCGAACUUCUUCUUUCGCAUGGUGCAUAUAUCAAUACAAAAGACAAAGAUGGAAAAACCGCUCUUCAUUAUGCAACAUCGAAUAAUAAUAAGGAAAUAGCUGAAAAUAUUAUUUAA